Molecule: messenger RNA, 2137 nt
Organism: Scatophagus argus
Lineage: Eukaryota; Metazoa; Chordata; Actinopteri; Scatophagidae
Gene: c5ar1
Product: complement C5a receptor 1
Exons: 2
Coding region: 150-1187 (345 amino acids)
Biological process (GO): complement receptor mediated signaling pathway; phospholipase C-activating G protein-coupled receptor signaling pathway; chemotaxis
Cellular component (GO): plasma membrane
Molecular function (GO): G protein-coupled receptor activity; complement receptor activity
Source: RefSeq, a predicted model, not a curated record
GAGACCUGCAAAAAAGUGCAGGUCUGUAAAAAUCUAAAAUCUGUGCUGUAAAACUGCCAUAUGACGGAGAUAUGUGCAAUAUGAGAGGAGCUCAAUUUCAGCAAUAUUGUGUUGUUAAUCCCUUUGACUUCAUCUGAAUUAACGAAACCAUGGCCACAGAGGAUGAUGAAUUUUUCCCGAGCAAUUACUUUGACAGCAACAUCACUGACUACAUACUGCCUGAGGAGAUCCCUGACAUUCAACCGAUCCACAUAGUGUCUCUGGUUUUCUAUGGCCUUGUGGUCCUGAUUGGAGUCCCUGGGAACGCUCUGGUGGUGUGGGUGACGGGGUUCUGCAUGCCCCGCUCUGUCACCUCCAUCUGGUUCCUCAACCUCGCCCUGGCUGAUCUUCUGUGCUGCCUCUCCCUCCCUCUGCUCAUGGUCCCUCUCGCUCAUGAUGACCACUGGCACUUUGGCUCGCUGGCCUGCACCCUGGUCAAAAGCUUGUUUUACCUGGUGAUGUAUUGCAGUGUCUUGCAGCUGGUUUUGAUCAGCGUGGACCGCUGGAUGCUGGUCAGCAGACCCGUUUGGUGCCAGAACAACAGGAGACCGAAGCAGGCUGCCUGCGGCUGCGUCGCUGUCUGGUUCCUGGCUCUGAUAGGCAGCAUCCCCCAGUUUAUCUACACCAGGGAGAUCGAAGCAGGCGAAGUGAAGAGAGAGUGCCUGGCGGUGUACACUGUAGCCAGCGCUUGGUCGGUCACCUCAUUCCGCUUCCUGGCGGGGUUCUUCCUCCCUUUCGUGGUGAUUGUGGCCUGUCAUUGCGUGGUGUACAGGAAAGCCGAGAGCGGGAUCUCCCGUGGUCGGACCCGCUCCAAGCGAACCCUGCGGGUCAUCGUCGCUGUAGUGCUGAGCUUCUUUCUGUGCUGGCUCCCACUGCACAUUGUGGACUUCCUCAUGCUGGUUACCCCACGAAGAUCCACUUACAGCCCCCACGUCUACCUGGCACAUGUUUUAGCCCUCUGCUUGGCCUAUUUCAACAGCUGCCUCAACCCGCUGCUUUACGUGUGUCUGGGACGGGGCUUUAAAGACAGCAUGAACCGCUCCCUGCGCAACAUGCUGCACUUCAUCAGCGAGGAUCCUACGAGCCGAGUGAGCAUCACUACCGACACCAAGAGCACGAGCAAUGGAAAGGAGACAAGUAAAAUCUGAGAGUGUAUUGACUUUUACACACUGUGUAGUAUGAAGCGGUCACACUUACACUGAAGUUGAUCACAUCUUGAUUUAGUUUGUCAGGUGUGAACUCUGCGUACACACUGCAUUAAUCUGGUACAUCAUAAAAUCUGGAGUUCACCAUGAACUGUCAGUCAGUUGCUUGACACUCUCUGGUCAAAUAAACUCAGUCUGAAGAACAAAUUUCAGUAUUUGAAAGUGUGAACACAGCAACUUCGCUGUUUGCUGUGAGCUUUUUUUAACUGUUGCUGAGGCAGAUGAGGUCUAUGUAAAGAUGUUGUCAGGAACGACAAAUCAGGAACUGCUUUUCUGCAAUAUUUCCGGUGAAGAUUCGUACCUCAUGCAACAAAAAUGCUUCACACUUCUGCUUCAUGUAUGGAUGUGUUGUGUUUAUGAUAUUAAUAGAAAUGUGGAAAUGGUAGUGUCCCAUCCCUGGAUUACUCUUUGCGCUCAAGGUUCUUGCCAGAUAUUAGACACUGAGAUGAAAUUAUAAACAAGCAUUUAUUAGUUUUUGCAACACAUAUUUGAUUACCUCAUGCAGCUUCACUGUAGUGAUAAUACCUGAGCAACAGUACUGGGCUGGGACCACAUGAGGGAGCUACACUCAUCUCUAAUGCUCAGUGGCUCAAGUGCAUGUAGAGGCUAGCUUAGCUUAAGACCCAAUGUGUUUUUGUGAUGGUCCCAAAAACAAUAGAUAAGACUAGUGAACAGAAUGAACCAAGCUUAACUGAUGUUUGUCAAAUAACUACAAUUCAGACAAAGGCACAACUUAGCAUGUCCACAGAAUUCAACAGAAAAGUAAAUUCAUAAUGAUUUUUUUCCCCCCAUUUGACCAAUACAUGCUUAAUUUACAAUGUUUUAGACAGAUCUUGUUGUAGCAAGGCAACAACAUUUGUGAAUAAAGAAUAAAAAUGUGCUAAAGUACCAAA